CAUAAAACAAUCUAGACCAUGUCGACAUGAAUGACCCCGUUUAUGUGGCAGGAUAAUUUUCGGUUGUAGGUUUUGGGAGUGGAGGGUGCGUUUCGAGGAAGACAAGCAAGCCAUGACGAUUGCGAAUUCGUGGCGGAUUCCGAAUCAAGCGCUGGAUCCAUGGCCAAGACCUUUGUGCAUGGGGGCACAGAGCCUGUUCUCACGGGGUGAGAGAGUGUGUGAUCGUGCGAGACCCGGGGGACUUGGAGACGCCGACGCGAGGCCUCAGAAAUCGAUGCGGGUAUGCCACGAAUGCCCCGCUUCGCCGUGACCUCAUAGACGCGUUCCAGACUAGGACGGCGAGGACCGGGGACGGUUGUCGCUGUCGCGACAGAGUUGGGCCCUUUUUGUUGGUCCCAAGUGAAGGUGUCCGGGUCUGGACUCGUUCAAUCUCUCACUCUCCAGUUUUGUUAGGUGGGUUCGGACGGGACUGAGUCCUGGCCGCUAGGAUAUAUAGUGUGAGGAAAAAAGAGUGAGGUGGAGUUUGUAUUUCAACGCGAGAUUCGAGUUGGGUAAAUCUUAUUUUGAAUUGAAGAAGUUUUUAAUUUGGAAGGAAUUGAGGGUGAUGGUGUGAUCCAUGGGAAGCCGAUCAGUACAAGGCUUCGUGAGGAGGUCGACUUGCUAGCUCGCUAUCGCCGGCACCAUCAAAUUUCAAGGAUUGUUGGGAGGUAUAGCUGGGUUUGCAACCUCACCAAGCAGGUGUGUUAGUCUGUGGGGAGGGAAGCGAGCGGAAGGAAUUACGACAAGUAGCAUCUAAUUCUAAUCAGCACUCUCCCUAUUCAUCCAGGGCUGUCAUUCAACUAAUCUGUACAUUUCCCUCAUCCGGCUGAAGUGAAGUGCUGGAGAGUGGAUCAAGCUUUGAAGACAUGUCGAUCAUCACACGUCUGAACGGCACCUAUGGAACCUCCUUUCUGCUCCUGGUGUUGCUGGGCUAUUUCACGCAGGGAUUGAGGUGUUUCCCUUGGACAGCCAUGAGCUACUGGUACAAGGACACUCUAAAGGUUGAUCCUGGCCAGAUGCAAUUCCUGAUGUCAACAGCUACUUUACCCAUGGUUGCAAAACCAGUCUAUGGGAUUAUCUCCGACUCUGUCUACAUCAAAGGUGCACAUCGUGUGCCAUACUUAAUUAUUGCAGGAGCACUUCAGUUGUUCGCUUGGACUGCCAUAGUUGUGCACUCUGGGGCUUCUUCAUCGGCUGCUAUGUUAACGGCCUUCCUAACUAUCACGAACUUAGGAGGUGCAAUUUCGGAGGUGGUGAAUGAUGCCAUGAUUGCUGAAGCUGGAAAGAACAAGGUAGGUGCACAGCAAGGUGAGUUACAGUCCUUCGCCUGGCUAGCCUUGGCCUCGGGAGGUGUAGUCGGAAACUUAACAGCCGGGUACGCGAUGAAAGUUGUGCCUCCGCAAGUGAUGCUCGCCAUAUUCAUAAUCCUUAUAGCUACGCAGCUGCUUCUAGCUCUCACUGUGAGUGAGCACUCUUUCGCUUUGGGGCCCAUCAAAAAGGACACAGACGAUAACCCAGAACAGAAAUCUCACGAAAGGCAGAAAGAUGCAGGCGCAGCCAUGCGGGAGCAAAUCACUAAACUGAAAGAAUCACUUCAGAAGCCUGAGAUAUUCAAGCCUCUCCUAUGGUUUCUCUCGUCGUAUGCAGUAAUCCCGGGACUUGGAAGCGCUUUAUUCUACUAUCAAACGCAGUACCUGCGCUUGGGCGCGUCGGUGAUUGGGCUGGCAAGGGUGAUCGGCCAAGUGGGGCUGCUCUUCGGGAGCAUGUUGUACAACAAGUGCCUCAAGGAUGUGCCUAUCCGGCGCAUGUUUGCAACUGUCCAGAUCCUGCUCUCGCUGUGCAUGCUAACGGACAUUCUGCUGGUGAACCGGAUCAACUUGGAGUUUGGCAUUCCAGACAAGUGGUUCGUGUUGGGAGCAUCAGCGUUUGUGGAAGCUAUUGGUCAGUUUAAGAUUCUCCCCUUCAUGGUUCUGUUGGCAAAGCUCUGCCCUCCUGGCAGUGAAGCCUCGCUUUUCGCUUUCUUCAUGUCUGCUCAGUGCCUUGCUAGUCUGACAAAUGGCUACCUGGGCGUUGUUCUCGCUUCCUCUCUCCGUAUCUCUGGUAAUGAUUUCUCAGGGUUACCCCUUGGCAUUUUCAUUCAAGCUUUCUUUGCUUUAAUCCCUGUUCUCUGGAUCGGUUUGAUACCGUCCGAGCCCAAAACUGUUGCAGUUUCCCAGUCAGACGAAAUUGAAACUAAGAAAGAGCUGUAGAACAAUUUUCUCUUUUUUUCUUCUGCCCUUUCUGAAUUAUAUGCAUCUUUUUCCCAGGUUCUUGUCAGAUGAUCUAGCAUGUAAAUUUACUCAGUGCAUUUUUAGUCAUUAAUAUAGGUUAUGGGUUUUACAUUUCCUACUCAAGCCCAGUAGAACAGCAAUAGAAACUGGUGGAAGGAAAGCCGAUUCUCCUGGUACUGUAUGGAUGAACCACUGUUAAAAAUGUAAAUGAUGUCUAUGUCUAUUAUUUAACUUUACAAGCAUUUUGUUUU
This is a messenger RNA of Physcomitrium patens, 2560 nucleotides long. Its product is annotated as putative folate-biopterin transporter 7. NCBI's taxonomy places the organism in Eukaryota, Viridiplantae, Streptophyta, Bryopsida, Funariales, Funariaceae. Gene Ontology annotation, cellular component: membrane. The record is from RefSeq and is a predicted model, not a curated record.